ACUGGAAUGCCACGGGGAAUUCUGUACAACCCACGAGCCAGAGCGCGCGAUUCCGUCUAAUCAAAGUUCGCGAGGGAGUGAGGCAGUACAGCGCCUGUCCAUCUGCUAUUAGACAUUUAAGAUCACGUUCAUAUGCACGCAGGGGUCGUUAAUGGUUUUGAGUGGCGAUAAAUGCGCAGUUUUGGUGAAGUGAAUAAUUCGAUUUUUAAGUCUACUAAUGUCCACACGAAAGAGCUAAUUUGGCGUUCUAGUCGUAAUCUGCGGACUUUGUUCUUCAGAUUGCGCUACCGGGAUUCGCAAACUGGUGGUUGACGCUCGGGAGGUAGCCUGCAUCAAACCUUACGCGCCCCUUUCAAAACGCACCUGUUUUGUAAGAGAUGACGGAAAACAGCGAGAAAGAAAAUGACCCCCACAACAGGGACUUGCAGCGAUUACCUGGAACAGUUCGUAUCCAGCCCGAAUCAAAGCUUCAGAAGCUAAAGCGCUCCCUGUCCUUCAAGUCUGUCAUCCGGAGUAAAAGUGUCGACAAUUUCUUCCAUCGGGCCAUUAGUGAGGCUCCUCCCCCAGACCUCAUUACAGAGUCUCCGCCCCCUGUGAUGGAGUCGCCCUCGCCCCCACCCUUCCAGGAGUGCUCUUUGCACUUUGAUAGGUCGCCAUCGCUGUCACCAUCCAUUAGCCCCAACCCCUCGCUGUGUUCUCGUUCGCCAUCAGUCAGCCCCUCCCUGUCAAUCAACUCCGAAGUCCUGUCGCAGCCACACCCACAGAAAACUCACUGUUUCCAGGAAUAUGUGUUUCGCCGGCCAACUGUCUGUCAGCAGUGCAAGCAAAUGAUUACAGGGAACUCUAAGCAGGGUUUGCGAUGUAAAGCGUGCAAGCUAGGAGCUCAUCUUUGGUGCUCAUCAGAGCUCUCCCAGCAAGCUUGCAAUGGCAAGUCAGGGGCAUUCAAACGGAACUUCAGUUCUCCUCUACUGACCAAUGACCUGUUUGGGGUAAUUAAAGAAGCUCCGCCCUCACGAGAACAGGGGAAGGGCACAAUGGACCCUAUAUAUGAAGCCCUGCGUUACGGAACAUCUCUUGCACAGAUGAGCCGCUCCAGUUUCGGCAGUAUUUCAGAAUCUCCAUGUCAUAAGAGUAAUGGAGGAGAGGACAAUUUGGAGCAGCAGCCCGUUACUGAAGACGUGUCUGCCUGUGACUCUGAGGUGGUUUCUCUGGCUGACAGUGAAAAGGGAGACACAGAGGACAGGGUCAGUUUAAAGGCUCCUAGACGAAUUGAGGUUCACUCCAUUCACACAUAUGUAGCUUUGUACAAGUUCCUCCCACAGGAAAAGAAUGACCUGGAGCUACAGCCAGGCGACCGCGUGCAGGUGAUGGAUGACUCCAACGAGGACUGGUGGAAGGGAAAGAGUCGCAAUAAAGUUGGUUUUUUCCCAGCAAACUUCGUACAGAGAGUGCGUCCUGGAGAACGAGUGUGGAGGGUCACACAGGGCUUCCAUGGCAACCGUGAGAAAGGCCACAUGACGGUGAAAGAGCUGCAGGUGUGUGUCGGUAAAGGUGAGGAGGAUAACGGCUUUGUGAAGCUCAGCAGCGGGAAGAAGCGUGGCCUGGUGCCCUCACACUGUGUCCUGGAGAUAUAAACCACUCCCCCUGACUGGCCAAGGGGCAGUAAGAGAUGUGAAUCACGCCCCCUGAAUGGCUGAGGGGAAGUAGGAGAUGUGAACCACACCCCCUGGCCAGCCGAGUGACAGUCGAUGUGAACCACGCCCCCUGACCAACCAAGGGGAAUCGGGAGAUCCUACAUAUCCUCACCUCUCACACCUAGACGGCAGGGACACACUUGCACAUGCGGACACAUAUGCACACACAUAUACACAUGCAUGUACACACACACACACACACACACACAUACACACACACACCUGGACGCUGCUGAGCAGAGGAUGCACCUAAGCCUCAAACGAGUACCAAUGCACCUAGGCACCUGUGCCAUUGGUACCAACGCAGCUAUACCAUCAGUACCACCACACCUGUGCCAUCAGUGUCAGAGCGUCAGAGUGUCGCUUCUUGCUGUAUCUCAUUGGAGUCAGUCGACUUUCAGGAGGCUUUCACGAGACUGAGCAAUUGGCCAGCUGCCUGAUCUGACAUCUGACCUCUAACUAACACAAUCAAUCUCAUUUGCAUCAUUGUUUUAUUCGGUAUUUAUUCUAAAGGAGAGUGAUUUGCGUGAUCUCCUUUGCAUAACAAUUUCAUUCAAUAUUAGCAACUUUAGGGAAACAUUUUAGGGAGAAGAACAUCUAAGAGCAUUAACAAUAGAGGUUAAUGUGAGUAUAUUCAACUAUAUCUCACCCUCCCCUAAAGUUGUAUGAUUUUACUGUCUCGUGGAGUUGUUCUUGUAGGCUAGCAGUCAGAAAGCUUUUUCCAUGUGAGGUUAACCCUUAGUUCACAUGAUCCAUACAGUCAUUUCUAACUACUUUUACCAUGUCAUGAUAAUCACAUGUCAUCUCAAGUCUCCUGUGUCUAUGAGCAAUUCUGACUAAAGAGGCUUUCACCUUUAAAGCAUUACAUGGAAUUCCCACUCCAUGCAGUAUUACUGCUGUGUUACCGCUGUUACCACUAUAUUUCUGUGCUACUGCAUUAGUCUCGCUCUCUCUCUCUCUCGCUCUCUCUCUCGCUCUCUCUCUUAACCUUCCUUCGCCAGUAGAAUCACUGACUUCAGAAGGCAACUUCACUGAUCAAACAUAUCUAAUUAUAUACAAUACAUGGGUAUCAUAAAAGUACCUCCAAAACAAUCAUUUCUGAUAUGCUGGAAAACAAUGUUCAGGCUACUAUAGCAACCAACCACUUUGCCAGCUGGAGCUUGAGUGAUCAAAAGCUAUUUUCUAGCAUUGAACAGUUCACAUAAGAAAUUGAGUUUAGCAUGCAAACAGCCGUUUAGAUUCUCACCAGCUUAUGAUGUCCACUAAUAUAUGUUUACAUAUUUCAGAGAUCGGCUAAACCCGAACACUACGUGACCAUCCUAGAGCUGAGACCUUGGGACACAGUUAAAUAAAUUGUAAAAUAUGGCACAAAAGGCAAGAAUAAAAUGCCAGUUAAUGCCAGUGAAGCCUAAUCUAAUUAAACAUAUGUAAUCUUUACACAACAUUGUACAUCUGAAGGGGAGACAUUCCAGACAAAUUGCAGUAGACUCUUGCAACAUGAGAAAUGCACCAAACACCUUUAGGAGCCAUAAAGGGUGAGCCAAUCCACACACUCCAUGCCGUGAGCUCCAUACCACGAGCUCCUAACUGCGAGCUCGACACCACAAGUUCUGUAAGUCUCCACAAGGAGCCCCCAGCUACAGUAGUGAAGGCAGAAAUCAAAUGAGUGUUAAUGAUGAGGGCUCCACUCUGGGACUGGGCCUCACAGCAGUGAUUCUGAUACAUCCACAUCUCAAAUUCAGCUUACGAGCAUGCUUGUGAACACAAACAAACAGAAAAUUGCUAUAAAAGGAUUAGGUUGCUGAAAACUAGAUCUGGAAAACCAACAAAAAUAAUAUUACACUUUGGGAUCAGAUAACAGAAAAUAGAAGGCAACUCCUCAUAACCAUACAGUGUUAAGACUACACCUCUGCCUUCUUGCUUUCUAAGGAUGUGCUUAGAAAUUACACUGGGUUUUCACAUGGCAGUUUCACAUGGCUGACAUUGCUGGCUCACGUUGCUGGCUCAUUUUGUCUUAGGUCACAGCAACUCAUGUGAGACUCACAGCAUCAUUCUUGAACGUAUUCAGUAUCCAUGCUCAACAAAAGUACUACUACUAAUGAGCCUCAAAUGAAGCAACAUGACAGUAAAAGAAGCCACAAGCAUGUCUGCAGUACACAUGACUUCACGUGACUACACUUCAUGUGUUUAAAAACAUGUACCAGGUAUCAAAAAGUGUAUCAAACCUAGAAUGUUCUCAUCUCAGUCCAUGAGAGUUCCGCAGACUCUUACUCUAAUGGAAUGAUCCAAACACUUUUUAGUCUUGGCAAGUACCGAACCUCAAUCAUUUUAAAAUGUCAUGGUUUAAAAAUAAUAAUAAUUUUGGCUACACAUACCAGCCAAAAGAAAUCACUCUGUUAAAAAGCGAAAUCGGCAGGAUGCCGUGAGUAGAAGUUGCUGGGGGCAUGACUUCACUCCUUACCUAACACUGGGGAAGAGACACAACUUCCUGCCUCUCUAACGCGCAUGGUUCUGCAUGUGUUCCAGUACUUCAGUGAGAGUGGAUGGGACCUCUUUGAAACAGUUCAAAUUUUCGGGUGUUAACUGAAUGUUUCCAUGUGGAUCAGCCACUGUGGCCCCUGCUAUGGUCUGAGUGACAUGUUCUCAGUUCUGAACCGAUUUAGAAACGUGGACUGGUACAGAGGACAAGAAGGCAGCCUGCAUGGAUACCAGUCGACCGACUACAUCACCCAGGCGACUUCCUGGUUUUCUUUUCAUGCCUAUCCUUCGCUUUUGCGAUUGUCACGUCUUUGGCCGGUGAUUCAGGUUUGCUUGUACUGAUACUUUAACACACUGGAUUGGGUGUGUGGGAAAAUCCAGAGCUGAACAUGUCUGACAGCAAGUACAUGUGCACCUCCAUUUGUGCAUGUAAACACUGGAUGGCAACCCACCCAAAAGCGUUCCAAUA
This is a messenger RNA of Electrophorus electricus (electric eel), 4641 nucleotides long. RefSeq names its product SH3 and cysteine-rich domain-containing protein 2. The record is from RefSeq and is a predicted model, not a curated record. Gene Ontology annotation, molecular function: protein binding. Lineage: Eukaryota; Metazoa; Chordata; Actinopteri; Gymnotiformes; Gymnotidae. Gene Ontology annotation, biological process: positive regulation of protein localization to plasma membrane; skeletal muscle contraction; positive regulation of voltage-gated calcium channel activity.